Bufo bufo (common toad) is the source of this 1358-nucleotide messenger RNA. It is a transcript of the gene DHRS7B, whose product is annotated as dehydrogenase/reductase 7B. The transcript is spliced from 7 exons. Gene Ontology annotation, cellular component: membrane. Gene Ontology annotation, molecular function: oxidoreductase activity. The coding region runs from base 157 to 1122 and encodes 321 amino acids. Lineage: Eukaryota; Metazoa; Chordata; Amphibia; Anura; Bufonidae. The record is from RefSeq and is a predicted model, not a curated record.
GGUAGCAAAACGCAGGCGCACGCUCACUCCUCCUCGGCGUGAUGACAUCACCUAUCAUUACGUCACCCCCCCACAGCCGUUAGUGCGCGGCCAUUUAAAUCAUCCCCUUGACAAACGAGCAAUGUAUUCAGGAUCGCUUCUACCUUGCUGCCACCAAUGAGGACGGGCAAUUCUGGCUCAAGGCGUAAACUGAUGGACUUGACAUCAUGGGUCAUCAUUCCAUUCCUGUUUGGCAGCAUUGGGAUCUACGCCCUGUUCAGAUUCUUGCAGAGGCUACGCAGUAGUGCUUACAUCCAAGAUGCUGUUGUUGUCAUUACUGGCGCUACAUCUGGACUGGGCAAAGAAUGCACAAAAGUGUUUUAUAAAGCUGGUGCUCAGCUUGUUCUCUGUGGGCGCAAUGAAGAAGGGCUGAAGGAUCUGAUAAACGAGCUAUGCCGAAUACGAAAAGGAUCCAUUCAGUUUCAUAAGCCACAUAUGAUAAUAUUUGACCUCUCAGACGUGGAAGCUGUAGCAAGUGCAGCACAGGAGAUUCUUUGCCUUGUUGGGAAGGUGGACAUUCUCAUUAACAAUGCAGGAAUCAGUUAUCGUGGCACUAUUCUCCACACCAAGGUUAGUGUGGACAGAAUGAUCAUGGACACAAACUAUUUUGGACCAGUCGCAUUGACUAAAGCUCUUCUACCAUCAAUGAUCAAGAAUAAGAGAGGACAUAUUGUUGCAAUCAGUAGUGUUCAAGGAAAAAUAAGCAUCCCUUUCCGAUCUGCAUAUUCGGCCUCUAAACAUGCUACACAAGCUUUCUUUGAUUGCCUGAGAGCUGAGAUGGUGCCCCACGACAUUGCUGUCACUGUUAUAAGUCCGGGAUACAUUCAAACCAACUUGUCACUUAAUGCUGUGACUGAAGAUGGGUCCAAAUAUGGAGUAAUGGACAAGACAACGGCUGAAGGAAGAACCCCUGAGGAGGUAGCACAAAUCGUCUUUAGAGCUGUUGGAGAAAAGAGAAAAGAUGUCCUUGUAGCCGGUCUGGUGCCAACAAUAGCUGUAUACCUGAGGGCUCUUGCUCCAAAAAUAUUUUUUUCUGUCAUGGCAGCAAGAGCUAAAAAGGAAAGAAAGUUUAAGGAUGCAUAAUAUGGCAGUUUAUUGUGUUCUCCAGAAGACCAAAUGUCUAUGCCACUACAAUACAUGAUAAAUUAACUGUGGCUACACAAGUAACUAUCCCUGGUGACUUGGUUAAAGGGCAUCUGUCAGCAGUUUUGUCCCUAUGAAACUGGCUGACCUUUAACAUGCAGCUAAAGGCAUCCGUGUUGGUCCCAUGUUCAUAUGUGCCGCAUUGCUGGGAAAAAUGAUGUAUUACUAUAUGCAAA